Pelmatolapia mariae (spotted tilapia) is the source of this 6297-nucleotide messenger RNA. It is a transcript of the gene col27a1a, whose product is annotated as collagen, type XXVII, alpha 1a. Gene Ontology annotation, molecular function: extracellular matrix structural constituent conferring tensile strength. Gene Ontology annotation, biological process: extracellular matrix organization. The coding region runs from base 325 to 5814 and encodes 1829 amino acids. Lineage: Eukaryota; Metazoa; Chordata; Actinopteri; Cichliformes; Cichlidae. The record is from RefSeq and is a predicted model, not a curated record. The transcript is spliced from 61 exons.
CCCCUUUCAAAAGAACCCAGCUUUCGCUCUCCCUCUCUCUCUCUGGCCGCGCGUCCCUCCAAACUGGAUCGGCAUAAAUGAAUGAAACACAAGGGAAUAUCGACAGACAACCGCACAGGAAAACUCUCUGUCAAAGCAGCCUGUCAGGAGGAAUUUAUACUGGACUUGACAGGCAAUUCAACAUGAGUUUUUUCCUCUGGAACUUCACCUCAAGCUUGUCAAAUGCGUAAAGCGGCGACCGGUGUCUUUUUUUGCCCCCCUUGCAAAGGAGUCACACUGUGAUUAAAGGAUCAGGUUUUUGACUGCCAGGACAAAUGAAUACAAAUGAAUUUAGGCACCCGAAGGAGAGAUUGCAGAACCUCUCAUCUAGACACAAAGAGAGCCCUAUUGCUCUGUACCAUUUUAUAUUGUACUUGUUACCUGGGACUUACACAAGUACCCUCUGAAGAUGUGGACAUUCUCCAAAAGUUGGGGCUUAAGGGAGAGAGGACGUCACGCAGUCUGCCGGCAGGAGUCAUUCCGUUCAGAUCGGGGAUCAUCCUCAACCAGCGGGCGCAUAUUGAGGCUCCAUUGCGAUCAAUCUUUCCUCCGGCCAUCUGGCCUAACCUCACGCUGGUCCUGAGUGUACGUUCUCACCGUAUCAACAGUGCUUUCCUUUUCACCCUGCUCUCAGACCACAAGAAGCUGCUUCUUGGUCUACAGCUUGUACCGGGAAACCUGGUCCUACACACGGGACCAAAUACCUCUGUGGCACUGCCCUAUGAGCCCCACGAUGGCCAGUGGCACCAGCUGGGUCUGGGAAUUAAUGGACAGAGAGUGACUCUAUAUGCCUCCUGCGGAGGGCAGAGUGUUCAUGCAGACUUUGGGUGGGACAGUGAAAAGGGGCUGGCUCCAGAGCUCCUUGGCUCGCUGCUGCUGGGGAGGACAAGCCAGCAGCAAACUUCAGCACACUUUGAAGGAGCCAUUUGCCAGUUUGAUCUGGUCCCUUCUGCACAGGCAGCUCACAACUAUUGCAGGUACAUUAAGAAACAGUGCAGGGAAGCUGACACGUACAGGCCUAACCUUUCUCCUUUGCUGCCUAUCGUACCGAGAGAAAGAAACAUCACAGCUACUGCUGCUACCCCUAAACGUGGUGGCCCAGUAACCGCCAGGAAAACCACAGGGUUCAGCCUUGCCAGGAGCGCUGCUGCUGCAGCCUCAGCUGUCAGAUAUGUGGCCCCCACCCAAACGAUAAAACCGAACCAAGGGACCAUCAUCCCAACAACCCUGUUGGGAACUGUGAUACCAGUUACAGACCAAGUUGGUUUGGUUUCACCGCCUCUCAAGACCAGAACCAGCACUGUCACAACACCACUCAGGACAGGAGCACCACCCACGAAACCAUCAACGGCAAGACCCUCCAGUCCUAAAGCUUUUAAUCAGAAACCCUCUAAACCUACUCCAUCAAAAUCCACUUCAUCAAAACCCACUCCCCCAAAACCCACUCCAUCAAAACACAGUCCACCAAAACCCACUUCAUCAAAACACAGUCCACCAAAACCCACUCCAUCAAAACACAGUCCACCAAAACCCAGUCCCUCUAAACCCACUCCAUCAAAACCCAGUCCGAUAAAACCCAGUCCCUCAAAACCCACACUCUCUAAACCCACUCUGUCAAAAGCCACCCCUCAAAACAACCCAAAAAAUGCAAGUGUGGGAACAAGCAAUUCAAAGAAACCUACGAUACCAGUCAGUACCAGCGCCAGACCCUCCAAGACAAAGCCUAAACCUGCAUUAUUAGACCAAGGUGCAGUCUCAAAGAAACCCCAACCCACCAGAGCCAGUAAAACUCCUCCAAAGUCUAAAGUUACAUCAUCGAAAGCCACUCCGUCCAAACCCAAACCAGAUUCUCUAAAAGAUGCUCCUUUUAAACCAACAACAUCAAAGGUCAACCGCUCGAAAUCAGCCACCCCCAAACCUACAGCUGCUAAAACCCCUAAGCCAACAAAGCAACCAAUAACCACCAAGGCUCCAGUCACCCCAAGACCUACUAAGCCUUCAUACAACCCAGUUACACCACCUGCUACUGAUGGCUUCCAGAGCUGGGAGGUGCCACCUACACAGUUCUCCAUGCUGGUAGAAGCUAAGGGAGAGAAAGGAGAUGUAGGACCGCAGGGGCUGCCUGGACCUCCAGGGAAGCCAGGCGUGCCAGGCAAGAGGGGUCCUCGGGGCCCUCCUGGUCCACAUGGAAACCCUGGGAGACCCGGUCCACCUGGACUCAAGGGGAACAAAGGUGACCCUGGCAUCUCACCUGGACCAGCACCCAAAGGAGAGAAGGGAGACUCAGGGAUCAUUGGCCCAGUUGGAAUUAUUGGUCAGCCAGGUCGAAAGGGACAGAAAGGUUUCCCUGGCCAACCCGGACUCCCUGGAGAGCCUGGUGAGCAAGGUCCAGUCGGGAGCCCAGGUGCCAAAGGUUAUCCUGGCAGGCAGGGUUUACCUGGGCCUAUAGGACCAAUGGGGCCUAAAGGCGUUCGGGGUUUCAUUGGAAUCCCAGGCCUUUUUGGCCUGCCUGGUCCUGAUGGCGAAAGAGGUAUACCCGGCGAACCAGGGAAGAGGGGCAAGAUGGGUAGGCCGGGGUUUCCUGGGGACUUUGGGGAGAGAGGACCACCUGGGCCAGAUGGAGAGCCAGGUAACAUGGGAGCCCCCGGUCCAAACGGAGUUCCUGGACUUAUUGGAGACAUGGGACCUGUGGGACAGAUUGGCCCGCCAGGACCUAAUGGACUGAAGGGGGUGCCUGGAAAUCCAGGAGAACCAGGACUGAAAGGUGAUAAGGGUGAAAUUGGGAUUCCUGGAGAGCAAGGGGAGAUUGGAUUCAAAGGAGACAAGGGUGUCCAGGGGGCCCCAGGUUUACCAGGCAUCCGUGGGAAACCAGGACCACAGGGAAAACCAGGAGAGAAAGGUCCCGAUGGUACCCCCGGACCUCCGGGCCCUGAGGGUUUUCCUGGUGACAUGGGACCACCAGGAGAGAACGGCCUUGAAGGACCAAAGGGAAAACCAGGGGCUAGAGGUUUACCAGGCCCACGAGGGAUCCCUGGCUUGGAGGGAGACGAGGGCCCUAUUGGACCACCGGGCCUAACAGGACUCGAGGGUAGAAUGGGCAGGCAAGGAUUCCCUGGGAUACUCGGUACAGAGGGAGUUAAGGGAGAGCCCGGCAUCACUGGAAAAGUUGGACCCAUGGGAGAGAGAGGCUUGGUGGGCUUCAUUGGACCUGUGGGAGAGGCGGGACUGGCAGGAGAGAAGGGAGAUCGAGGGGAGAUGGGCCUUCCUGGACCACCUGGAGAAAAGGGACCAACGGGUCACCCGGGGGGACCGGGUGAGGCCGGACCUACUGGACCACAAGGAAGACCAGGCCCUCCUGGAGCGACUGGGCCAACUGGUACCAGAGGGCCUAAAGGCUUGCGGGGAGCGAAAGGGCCUGACGGUCCAGCUGGAGAGAUUGGAUUAGAGGGCAAGAAGGGUCCUGAUGGUCCUCCAGGAAAAUUAGGUUUCCCUGGACCGCAGGGAAAGCAAGGAGAACCAGGAGAAACCGGACCUAAAGGAUUUUCUGGUAUCCAGGGGCCUUCUGGAUCUCCAGGGGACAAGGGAAUAGCGGGCGAGCCAGGACCGGCAGGGCCACGUGGGACUAUCGGACCUUUGGGAGAGACUGGUCAAAAGGGUCCUCCAGGAAAAGUGGGUGAACCAGGACUUCCAGGCGAGCCAGGGGAGAAGGGAGCCAUUGGACUUCCUGGGAAUAUCGGAGAGCAGGGACUAAUAGGACAGCGGGGAGAGCCAGGUCUAGAGGGAGAAGCUGGUCCAGCUGGUCCUGAUGGAACCAAGGGGGAAAAGGGUGACAUGGGUCAGGAGGGUGACAAAGGAGAAAAAGGUGAAACCGGACAAAAGGGGAAGGAGGGCCCACCUGGAAGUCCUGGAUUCACUGGUGUCAGGGGUCCAGAAGGGAAGCCUGGCAAAAUUGGGGAACAAGGCAAACCGGGGUCAAAGGGUGCCAAAGGUAAUCAAGGUCACCUCGGGGAGACUGGGUCAGUGGGGAAGACUGGACCGCCAGGUUUUGUUGGGCCAAAGGGUUCCAGAGGAACUAUUGGUCAUGUGGGAGCUCCCGGUCGAAUGGGUCAACAGGGGGAGCCUGGUCUUGCAGGCUAUGAGGGCCAUCAGGGACCUCAAGGCCCCAUAGGGCCUCAGGGACCAAAAGGUGAAAAGGGUGAACAAGGCGAUGAUGGGAAGGUAGAGGGUCCUCCUGGUCCUCCGGGUGACAUGGGACCUCCAGGGGACAGAGGAGAGAGAGGGGAGCCAGGUGAUCCUGGGUACAAAGGGCAAAUUGGUGUGGAUGGUGAGCGAGGUAGACCCGGUGCUCCCGGACUGCCAGGACAUCCUGGACCUCAAGGGCAGCAAGGACCCAAAGGGGCCAAAGGAGAUCAAGGUCAGAAAGGCAAACAGGGUCAGCCAGGACCAAAAGGAGCCAGAGGACCAGAAGGUGUAGGUGGUCCUCCUGGUCCUAGAGGUGUGGUGGGCCGAGAAGGUCAGGAGGGUGUACCCGGGGUGGAUGGAGUCCCAGGAAAAGAUGGCAGUAAAGGAAUCCCGGGAGAGCAUGGUGAUGAUGGGGAGGCUGGUGUUCCUGGAAAAGCUGGCUCGCGUGGUAAAACUGGCGUUCCAGGACUCCCAGGAGAUCAGGGAGCUUUUGGACCAAAGGGUGAGCGGGGUCUUCCGGGUCAGAGUGGACCUCCCGGAAAAAGAGGCUUCAAAGGUGGAAUGGGAUUGCCAGGGCCACAGGGCGACAAAGGACCUAAAGGACAACCUGGUGACACAGGAGAGCCGGGUUUUCCAGGAGUUCUGGGAGUUUUUGGACCAAGGGGGCCUCCAGGAGACUUUGGGCCAAAGGGCAUAAGAGGGCCAAAAGGGCCCCAAGGAUCAUUGGGUAGACGAGGAAUUGUUGGUCCCGUAGGAAUUAUUGGUCCCAAUGGAAGAGCAGGUCCUCGAGGACAGAAAGGCAAUCGUGGCGAGACUGGAGCUCAAGGUCCAAGGGGAUCUCCUGGACCUCGUGGACCACCUGGACGUCCAGGUCCUACAGGUGUCCCUCUGUCAUUUAAAGAAGAUGGUGUAUUGUUUAUGGAUUUACCCACCCCACUCAAGACUGAGAAUAAGCCUGUGAUGGACCUGCCGAUGCUGGACCAAGGUGCAGAGAUCUUCAAGACCCUCCACUACCUCAGUAACCUGAUCCAGAGCCUGAAGAACCCACUGGGCACUCGGACCAACCCUGCCCGUAUCUGCAGGGACCUGCACAGCUGUGAACAGAAGUUAAAUGAUGGCACGUACUGGAUUGACCCCAACCUGGGUUGCACGUCAGACACAAUCGAAGUCACCUGCAACUUUACUGGAGGUGGACAGACUUGCCUGAAACCAUUAACAGUGUCCAAACCAACAGUCAGUGUUGGUCGUGUUCAGAUGAACUUCCUCCACCUGCUGAGCUCAGAGGCCGUGCAGCACAUCAUCAUCCACUGCCUGGAUGUCUCUAUUUGGAGGUCAGCUGAGGAUCAGCCUGUUAAACAGGGGUCUGUGAAAUUCAAGGCCUGGAGUGGAGAGGUGUUUGAGGUGGGAGGAGAGCUGGAGCCAGAAGUCUUGGAGGAUUCCUGCUGGAUAAAAGAUGGGCGCUGGCACCAGACCCAUUUUGUGUUCCACUCCCUAGACCCCACACUCCUCCCUGUGGUUGACAUUUACAACCUGCCAAAAGCUAGUCCCGGCUCUCAUUACCACCUAGAAGUGAGCCCUGUUUGCUUCCUGUGAGACUGUGUCUUCAGAGCAAAGACGGAUGGAACAAGAUACAUUCACAUAGGUGGAGAAUGGAGCAAUCUCCAAACCAACCAAACCAUGGCCAAACACUGUCCAAGCAAGAAGAUGCCACCAACCCCCAAACAGAUCCUGCUUCGCUCUGCCAAACUCCCUGGACUGCAAACACAGAGGGAGGAAGCACAGGGACCUCGGGCUGGAGCAGGGGGCAAAGAAGGGCUGAGAAAGAACAGGGCAGUUCUCGCACUACAACCUUCUUGAGGCUCUUCGAAAAGGAUCUUCUCAUAUACGCUUACUUGGAGAAAAUAAAGGCGCUAUGCCACAAAAUCUCUCCAGAACAUUUCUAAGUGAAGGGAGACAAAGGCCAAGUUAAUCAGUGGACAUUAUAGUAACUUAUUUUUGUAUACAGUCUGUAUACUGAGCGUACUUUUGGGGGGGAAAUACCAGAAAUUUAUUUCUGCUAGAAGAAAAGAAUUAAAG